This is a messenger RNA of Cladocopium goreaui, 439 nucleotides long. NCBI's taxonomy places the organism in Eukaryota, Dinophyceae, Suessiales, Symbiodiniaceae. The record is from the annotation of a GenBank genome assembly.
AACAGACCCUGACCCGGCUGCUGUGGCCAUGGGCUUUGGAAUCAAUCUGGGUGCCGGAUGCUGGCGACUUCAGGCCUUGCUCGAAUGUUUGCCGUGGUGCCAAAGGCGUGACCAUCUCCCCCGUCCUAAAGGUGCGGGAGAGGCGCCGGACAAGGUGGUGCCGGUGCUGUUCUUUUCGGGCGAAGAGGUGGCCAAGAUUCAGGUCCCUCCGGCCUGGACCACGCUGGAGUUCAAGAAAGCCAUUGGCUCCUUCUUGGGCAAAGGGGAGGUGCUAGCAGAUGCCGAACAUCUGGAAAACAUCAGCAGCCACGUCCAUGUGACUCUCCGCAAGUGUACCUUCUUAGUGUCAGGAGCCGGCGCUGAAGCCGUGAACGGUUUCUACGUUCGAAGGAAAGGCCUGGCUCGGCUCUCCUGUCACCGCCUGUUUUGUCUCCCAUGA